Messenger RNA from Enterobius vermicularis (human pinworm), 774 nucleotides. The record is from the annotation of a GenBank genome assembly. Lineage: Eukaryota; Metazoa; Nematoda; Chromadorea; Rhabditida; Oxyuridae.
AUGCGUUCAAAACAGCGUAAACCUCAGGAAUACAGCAAUAGUAUGAAUAGCGAGUCAUCGUCAACAAUGGACUUAGCAAAUUUGAGUUCCGAAUUGAUCAAAAUAUCAAUUGCUAACCAAAAAAUAAUGGAAUUUAGUGAAUGCCUGAAUGAGAUCAUUCAGAUUAAUUUGGAAGCUGAAGCAACACAAAAUUUUAUUGAAGACUGCGAAAAAGUGAACAUCGAACUGGAGAAUGAACGUAAAUCACAUGCCGAAGAACUUCGACAAAUUAAUCAGGAUAUAAAUCAUUUGGAAGAUACAUUAAAAGGUGUGAAGAGUAGUAAAGAUUCUAAAAAGGCACUUAUUGCACAAAAAUAUGAGGAAGUGGAACGAGAGUUGGAAAAAACCAAUGAAAUUUUACGUGAAACUGGUGUAGCUGAAGAGGAUUUGUUAACACCAGAAAAAUGUUUGCCACCGUUUAGCGAUCAGGGUUGCAGUAAAGAUACACCAAUGGCAAAUAAUACUGCAGCAAUUUUGCUUAAUCAACUAACACCGUUACCAUUUCUGAACUUUUUGCAACGUCAACGAGCCAAUUUAUUUAGUUCUGCAGAAGAUAAUGCCAGUAUAUUAUUUGCGGAUAAAAAUCAAACUACAAACUGUGACCAAACAAAGAUGAAGGUAUGCCAGACGUGUCAGCAAUUGAUACAUCGUAAUGCGCCAAUUUGCCCGUUGUGUAAAACAAAAAGUCGAUCAAAAAAUCCAAAAAAGCCACGACGCCGAGACGAAAUGUUUUGA